Aspergillus calidoustus is the source of this 2543-nucleotide messenger RNA. The record is from the annotation of a GenBank genome assembly. NCBI's taxonomy places the organism in Eukaryota, Fungi, Ascomycota, Eurotiomycetes, Eurotiales, Aspergillaceae.
CGCAGUUUCAAUCCAUACGUAACCCCCAAGAGAAAAAGUCUCAGACUGGUCUGGUGCUGCUUGGCACACUCGAGGGUUUCUGUGCCGUUCAGCCUUAAACGGGGCUUGCUUCUUCGUGGGUUUGGAGUUGGAUUGAGUAGGCGAUUAUUGCGUUCCUCUCUCUUGAAUGGAUCAAUUCCAGGGUGGAUUUCUGUAUACAUUUUUCUUUUGAGCGAUUGCCUGGUAAUGGCUGCUGAAAUUCCAGCCCGUCGUCGUGUGUGUGACUUGUGUCAUGUUCGCAAGGUCCGCUGUGACCGCAACGACCCCUGCGGCAACUGCGUAGACCAGAAUACCUCAUGUACCCGGUCCCGCGGCAUGAAGCGUCUCCCCAAGAGAGAUUUGAUGAUGAGUAGGGCUCGCUCGCGCGAUCGGCAGGCCUCGGGUGUGUCUACGCCUGUAUCGACAGUGGGCGCUGCAUCGGUAGCGGCGUACGGAUCGCUACUGGACCGGUCGAUUGGUAGAUCUAACGAUAUCGAUUUUGUGAACGUGGGCUUCGACUUUCCUACUGCAACUGCAACACUCGACACAUCCUUCCUAGCAGACAUCCUCGAAGACCCAGGCAUGCUCCUCGAUGUCGAAUACGAGCUCCACAGCUGGAUGGCCAUUGUGCCCUUGACAGACGCGCAGAUGAUCAACCGGCGUCGGCGCAUUGGACACUCGCACUCGAAUACGAAUUCACAGCAUCUCGCCUCUUGGGGCCGGAGCCAGCUCCUCGAGAGUGCAUUAUCCGUUGCGAGCCAGGUACUCGGGAGCAUGGAGUAUUCCACGGAGACGGCUGGGGUCGUUCCGCCGGAGGAGCAGAGGAAUGUACCCUCGAUUGAGUUUUUGUACUGGAUGUUGAAGGAUAUCGGCAGCCCCAAAUUCGGCCCCUUCAUCUCCGACUACUUCCGGCACAUCAGCAACCCGACCCUCAAGCACAUGGGCCUCUCGCUCCUCCUGACCAGCACACCAGCCACGAACCCGGACUCGAUAAUCCACACCGUCUGCGUCAACUCGGUCGCCUACAAAUUCCUCACCGCAACGCUGGCCACCGAGCCCGAUCCCGACCUCGCGCAGAGCCUGCGCACCAACGCCCUGGCCUACCGCGAGACGGCCAAGGCCGCCCUCCAGAAAAUCCCGCUCACGACGAGACCGUCGCUCGCGCUGCUGCAGGCGAUCCUCUGCGGGAUCUUCCUGAAUCAGGGGAGCGGGGACACGCGUACGUGUCGGGAGCUCGCGCGGACGGCGUGUCGGGUGUGCAUGGACAUUGGGAUCGGAGCCCGGAUGCGCACGGAUCUGGGCUCUGUCUCCGAGGAGGAAUACUACUGCUUCAUGUGGUGCUACACGCUGGACCGCAACUACGCGUGGAAGUUUGGGAGUGUGCGUGUGCUCGUCGUUGACCGCGGGACGGACGUUGAUCCGCCGGCGGCGGCGGCGGCGUCGCAGCUUAUGCGGAUCUAUCUGGAGUUUGCCAAGGUGCAGGAUGCGAUGAUUCCGUAUUUGGAUGAGCCAGAUAGGGCGCGGGGCGAUGAGCGGUUUCAGUUUGGGAGGUUUUUGCUCGACAGGAUGGAGGGGGUGCGGGGGGAUAUUGAUCAGAUCAAACCGCCGUCGCCCGACUGGCGCGGCCUCGACGCGACGAGCGAGAUUGCGACGCUGGACUUUGCGUAUCAUUCUAUCCUGACGAAUCUCCUGCAUCUGCGGCAGAUCUCGCUGGGCCAUGUCGCAGGUACAGCCACGAGUAUACCAACAUCAGUCGCAGGAGCAGCGAUGGAUUUAGGUGCAGGCGCAGGCGCAGGACCCUACUCUACACCAUCACAACCACAGCCCCAGACCGAAACAGCCAUCUACCUCGACUCGGCACGCCGGAACCUCCUCGCCCUAAUAAGAAUCUGUGCAUCGAGCGACGAGCAAAAAACCGUUGCGUAUUUGCAUUGGACAAUCCUCUACUACCCAAUAACAGCAAGCAUAGCGCUGUUGUGCAACGCCAUCGCAACAGGCCACGAGGGCGACGUGGAGAUCCUGCGCGCGGUGUCGAAUUCCCUCGCGCAGAGCGGGGCGCUGAGCGCGCCGAUUGCGGCGAUGAGGAGGUUGCUUGUUGAGUUUGUGAGGCUUUGCCGGGGGGGUUCGGUGGUGGGAGAUAACCCCAGUUCUGCGUUUGGAGUCGACGGUGGUGAUGAUGGUAUGGUUGCAAAUGCGAAUGCAAAUGUGGGUCGUAGUAUGCAAGCUGGGACGGGGGUAGGAAAUGCGGAUGGAUCAGUAUUGCCAGUGACGGACUCGGUUUCUAUGCUGGUGUCUCCUUGGGCCGGAGCCAGUGGAAGUCAGGACGGACUGGGGUUGGGAGUGGGGAUGGAGAUGGGCUUGGGCUUGGCUGUCUCGACGGUGGAGCCGCAGAUGGAAGGGAUGGCUACGAUGGCGGGGGUUGACUUUAUGGGACACGAUGAAACGGUAUUUUCGUUCUAAGGUCGGAAAGAUUGGACCUUGGGCAAGGUUCGAGGGAGGAUCUAUAAUGCAUGUCUUGCUGGUCA